AUGAUGGAAGGUUCCAUCCCUUCGUCCUCCAGCCUCUCCACUCCCACUCCUACUCCUACUACUUCUUCCUCCUCGCCCGCCGCCCCUCCCGUCUUUCGUCCUCGCAGGUCUGAGGACUGGAACAAAUACCGAGCCACCAUUGAAACUCUGUAUCGCGAUGAUCAACUAAAGUUAAGAGAUGUCAAAAGAAUUAUGGAGCGUGACCAUAAAUUCGUUGCCUCCGAAAAACAAUACAAAGAUCGACUGGCAGCGUGGAACAUCCGCAAAAAUAUCAAAGCCAAAGAAGUCAACGUUAUGAUCCGCAAGCAAGCAAAAAGGGCUGCCAGAGGCAAGCAAACCGUCUUUCGAGUGGCUGGCCAGAAAGUCGACACCAAACGCAUUGCUCGCUUCCAACGUAGAUACCAAAAUGGAACGUCUUGGGAUGCUGGCCACGAGACCCCCGGCCGUCCUGUUGAACCUCACCGAGAGAGUCCAGAGCCAGCAACACCAUCAGAUAUGAGUUAUUACACGCCAGAGCCAGAUGAGAGAGCAACAACACUAUCUCCUCAUCCCGAUUCACAUUCACAGCAUUUCGAUACCCUAGAUUCAAUCCAAGAUUCAGAACAAGACGAUACAAACUCGAUGACCCUCAGCCCAUCGACCACCACCGGUACCAGCACCUAUCCAUACAAUUUCCCGGACGAGGAGUACUCUGUGUCUGAGGAAGGCGCCUUGUCGAGGUUUCAGAAACGUCUCAUGCUGCUAAAUGAAAAACUCGAGCAUGACACGGCACACCUUUUCCCGAUUGAAGAGCCAACCAGAUACUCAUCGAAACCCGACAACACCUUUCUAUCUUGA
Molecule: messenger RNA, 837 nt
Organism: Aspergillus calidoustus
Lineage: Eukaryota; Fungi; Ascomycota; Eurotiomycetes; Eurotiales; Aspergillaceae
Source: the annotation of a GenBank genome assembly